Molecule: messenger RNA, 2850 nt
Organism: Sinocyclocheilus anshuiensis
Lineage: Eukaryota; Metazoa; Chordata; Actinopteri; Cypriniformes; Cyprinidae
Product: mitogen-activated protein kinase 4-like
Exons: 8
Coding region: 529-2511 (660 amino acids)
Biological process (GO): protein phosphorylation
Molecular function (GO): ATP binding; MAP kinase activity
Source: RefSeq, a predicted model, not a curated record
UUAAAAAUGAACAAACUGCCCCUUAAUUUUUAGUGUUAAGCAGUGUCAUCAAGGGGGCACCAACGAGUUUUGCCAAAGAAAAGCUUGUAGAUCCACAGUGGAAGAGGGACACUGGGAAACGAACAGAUGCCGUGUGUCUCAAACGAACGCUCUCUCGGCGGUUUCUCCCGGUGACGCUAUCGCGGGUAAGAUCUAAUAUCAUUCUCUGAUAACACACGGAAAAUUGCUCAUGGCAGCAGCAGCAGCAAACUGACUGACUAAAACCUCCAUCUACCGGACUGCACCAGUGCCAAGAUUCAAUAACAAACUCUGAACUACGAAAACAUCACUUUCCCCAUGGAAAACUAUGUUUCGUUUUUCUUUUUUCCAACACAAAUAGAGCAAAUCCGUGGAGCAGCUGACAAAAGCAGGCGACGGGAAUGCAUGAGAAGCAUGACACAUAGCUGCGUGAGGAGCAUGGAGGGUACAGGACAGCCUGGAGCCGGAGACGCCUCUCACAGGCAGUGCCCAAUUGCUCCUCUCUAAGCCAUGGCCUGGCAGAAUACAUCCCCAUUCCGAUAUGGCUUUGACCUGGGGGGACAUUACCAGGAUCUGCGUCCUCUUGGCACGGGAGCAUCCGGCCUCGUCCUCUCUGCGGUGGACAGGCGCAGCGGCCUGUGUGUGGCGGUUAAGAAGCUGGUCAUGCAAGAUGCCGUCAGCAUAAAACACGCUCUGAGAGAAGUGAAGAUCACCCGCCACCUGCAGCAUGAGAACAUUGUCAGGGUGUAUGACGUGUUGGGGCCAUCCGGUCACCCUUUACCGCGUGACCUGACCCAUGUGUCAGCAAUAUACAUUGUGCAAGAGUGUAUGGAAACUGACCUGGCACGGUUACUGGAGCAAGGGCCGUUGCCAGCAGAACACGCCACCCUGCUCUUUUAUCAGCUGCUUCGUGGGCUCAAGUUCAUCCACUCAGCCAACAUACUGCACCGUGACCUCAAGCCAGCGAACAUCUUUAUCAACACAGAGCAAAUGCUGCUGAAGAUCGGAGACUUCGGCCUGGCUCGCAUUGUGGACCCACAUUACUCACACAAGGGAUAUCUGUCAGAGGGAAUGGUCACUAAAUGGUACCGUUCACCAAGACUGCUGCUGUCUCCAAAUAACUACACUAAAGCAAUUGAUAUGUGGGCCGCAGGCUGCAUUCUGGCUGAGAUGCUCACAGGCCGCAUGCUGUUUGCAGGUGCUCAUGAACUGGAGCAGAUGCAGCUAAUUUUGGACACUGUUCCUGUUAUUAGAGAAGAGGACCGACAGGAACUGCUGAAGGUCAUGCCCUCUUUUGUAGGUCAAGGGUGGAAGGUCAAGCAGUCACUCAGAAAACUAUUGCCAGAGGUGGAGGACAAAGCCAUUGAUUUUCUGGAGUGUAUCCUCACCUUUAAUCCCAUGGACCGGCUGACAGCAGAAGCGGCUUUGUCUCACCCAUACCUGCAGAGAUACUCGUGUCCUCAGGAUGAGCCUGUCUCCCUGCAGCCUUUUCGCAUAGAGGACGAGCUAGAGGACAGUCAGGUCACCGAGCACGGUCAUGCGCUCAGCUCCCACUGGGACAGGUAUGAUGGGAGUCUGUCGUCAGACGUUUAUUGGGCGCAGCAGGAGCAGUGUGGCUGCAUGCAGAGCAUCUCUGAACUGGGAGAGGCGGAAGACGAAGAAGUUCAAAGAGAUCCACGAGCGAGUUCAACAGCCCACAUCGAGGAGGCUCAGGUAGACCCUCGCAAAUACUCCCACAGCAGCUCCGCAGAGCGCUUCCUGGACCAAUCCCACUCGUCUCUGGAGCGCGUCUGCAGCCAGUUCACGGAGCUGGACUGCGGCCGCUCCUGCGAUUACAAAGUGGGCUCUCCGUCCUACCUGGAUAAGAUCGCGUGGCGGGAAGGAAAGCCGCAGCACUACUCUGAACCCAAGCUAAUACUGGACCUGUCUCACUGGAGGCAUAACAGCAUGUCUGCUCCAAGAGGGGGCAGCGUGGAGAAGCUUCUCGCCGAGCCCGGAGAUCUGUUCCAGGAGAUCUCACGCUGGGUGGAGAGCACACAGUCUGGUCUCCACUCGCCUGGUUCUCCUCAAGAACCACUCACCUCCCCGUGUUCCCCUCCUCAAAUCCCAGGGGCUUUGCAACUGACCAGCCCUCACGACAGCAGGAGGAGUCCUAACCCAUUCUUCUCCGCUCCUCCUUCUCUGCUGCCCACUUCACCUUCCUCUCCUCAGCACAGUUCAUCCGAUUACCUGUCUUCCUCCAUUCGUUGUGAAAAUGAUGAAGAGCCUUCACAGAUGGAUCCUUCCGGAGAAGAACAUUUUGACCUGGAUGUGUUUAUCUCUCAGGCUCUGAGGCUCUGUAGUCAGAGCGAGGUACGGGUGGAGAACUCAGACGCUCCCAACCCGGGCAGCAUUAGUCAUGUUCGUAACGUCGCAGAUCACAGACCCUCCAGAACACAAACUCUAACGCCUGAGAUGGUCAAGGCUCAUGGAUGUCAUAAAGAGCACUGGUAGAGGAUAUCUUUUUACUUUUUAUUUAAUGAUUUUGAAGAUGUUUGGCAUGAAUGAAUGUGAAUACUGGGGACCUUUUGAGAAUGUUGUUUUAUUACCUGAAGCUAUGAUUCUGUAUUCCACCAGAAAUCUAAAGUAUUGACCUCUAGAAUGAGGAUAAGUUGGUAGAAAAACAUCUGAGAUCUCAGAUAGGAUGUGAUUGGAGCCUUGAGGGCACAUGAUGAAAUCUUUUUUCUUCCCUUAUAAAACUUUGUGUUCUCUCUCUGCAACAAAAAAAAAAAAAAAAGUUCUUCAAAUUUGUUUUUGCGAGACAUCUGUGCGCUCUCAUAUUUGAUUUCCUGC